GGGUCAACCCUCAUGCAAGCAAGCAAAUGCCAUCGGCACUCAAAACUCAUUGGCUCCUUGGUAUAUUUUACUAAACUUGUAUAGUUUACAAUCCUAGAAAUAGAUCAUAAUUCCUUAGUGAAACUUUCUUCUUACAUCACAUCAUCUUUUAAGCUAGAUGAUAAUACGAUUAGCUCUCACCUAAUAAUCUAAUUCUCUGUACUGUUUGAAGAACAUGGGAAUCCACCACCUUCUGUGUGCCUUUCACAUAAACAACUUAGCCAGAGAUCCACCAUUUGUCUAAAUGCCAACAUAUAGAGCACCAAAAAGCAAACCAAACCCCAUACAUACAAGUUGAGUUGGUGUCACGAGAGGUGGUGGUGUUACACACUCGGUACAUCCUGCUUCCAUGAUUUGGGUUACUACCUCAAUUCUCUCCCAGGUGGUCUCCAAGGGAGGGAGGAUUCUAAUGUACAUUUCCCGGGCUUUUUGGCAUCCUUGCACCUUUAAACAGAAAACUAACAGUCUCCAUCCCUUCCCCUCCCUCCAAAUGAGUACGUCCUCUGAUGUCCCCUCCUAAAAAAGGUACCCCUUUCUAAACUAGAUUCUAUUCCCUUCCACCACCUUUCCUCCUCCAAACCCCAUCCUCAAACAUGCACCCCACGUUGGAGCUCUUAAAAAUAGUAAAGCAAGACAUCCCUCCGAAAACCCCUCCUCCUCCUUUGCCGCAGUUCAACAGGAGAGAAACAAACCUACCCAACUCCCCAAUCACUCUUUAGGCUUUAGGAAGAUGGGUUUCCUCUCCCAUUUCUUCAACUAUCUCCAAACCUCAAGGUGCUACCUUUGCCUCCUCUCCCAUCUCCUGCUUCCUUCUCCCAUUCCCUUGAAACCUUCUCCCAGAACAACAAAGUUGCCAGCUUAAUUUCCUUCUUUCUCCAUUUCCUUUCCUUGGCCUUGGUGGAGAGGUGGUCUUCUUCUUCUUCUUCCAUCUCUUAAGCCAUCAAGUUUCCACCUUUCCUCUCUUUUCCAUCUCCUUGCUUGAUUUUAUAGGUCUUGAAGCCAUCAAGUUCCUGCCUUGCCCAUCCUUUCCAUCUCCUAGCUUGAUUGUAUAAGUCUUCUAGCUAGCCAUAAAGUUCCCUCCUUUCCUCUCCAUUUCUCCCCCCAAAACUCCCUUCAACCACGCGAUCUCCAAGGCUCGCCCACCUCCUCCAGCUUCUUGGUUGUCCCUCUCAGAGAAAUGACCGGCUCCCCUUCCAUAGCAUCUCGUCCAAAGUCGAGUCGCUAAAACGUCUCAUGGUUCGACUCCUCAAGCGUGGACCAAGCCUCGACAAGCCGACGCAGGGAAGGGAGCGGAUGUGCGAGAUCUCGGGACGCCCGGCGCAGAGCCUAAUUCUGGAGGGCGCGGGUGGAAACGAGGAGAACAAGAUAUUUCGGAGCCACGGAGCAAACAUGGGCUGUCCCAUCGACGGACAGCAGAUCGGCUGGGCGCUCGACCGGUCGCCGAGCAAUGCCCCAAAGUCUCGCCUGGGCAAGGGUGGCCGAGAUGGGAUGCCGUCAGAUAUGGAGCUAAUGAAGGAGAGGUUUGCGAAGCUUCUUCUGGGUGAAGACAUGUCAGGGGGUGGAAAGGGAGUUUCAUCAGCUCUGGCUCUGUCCAAUGCCAUCACCAAUCUUGCAGCUUCUGUUUUUGGUGAGCAAUGGCGCUUAGAGCCCAUGUCUGCUGAAAGGAAAGCAAGGUGGCAUAGAGAAAUUGAUUGGCUUUUAUCUGUCACUGAUCAUAUUGUUGAAUUUGUUCCUUCACAACAGACAUCAAAAGAUGGAUCACACAUGGAGAUAAUGGUAACUCAGCAACGCAAAGAUCUCCUCAUGAACAUUCCUGCCUUGCGCAAGCUUGAUGCAAUGCUCAUUGGCUAUCUUGACAACUUCAAAGACCAGAAAGAAUUUUGGUACGUAUCACGGGAUGCCGAUGAGUCUGAGAAAGGGAAUGCAAAGAGGAAGGAUGACAAGUGGUGGCUUCCCACUGUCAAAGUUCCUCCAGAUGGGCUCUCUGAGGUCUCCAAAAGAUGGUUGUUGUUCCAAAAAGAUUCCGUAAACCAAGUUCUCAAGGCAGCUAUGGCUAUAAAUGCUCAGGUUCUUAUGGAAAUGGAGGUCCCUGAGGUUUAUAUUGAAUCGCUUCCAAAGAAUGGGAGGUCAAGCCUUGGAGAUGCAAUCUAUAAGAGCAUUACCGUUGAAGUGUUUGACCCUGAAGAAUUCCUUGCAUCGAUGGACUUGUCGACAGAGCACAAGGUCCUUGACCUCAAAAACCGGAUUGAAGCAUCCAUUAUCAUUUGGAAGAGGAAGAUGCACAAUAAGGAUGGCAAAUCAUCUUGGGGUUCAGCUGUUAGCUUAGAGAAGAGGGAGCAGUUUGAAGAGAGAGCAGAGACCAUCUUACACCUGAUCAAACAAAGGUUUCCUGGCAUUCCUCAAUCAGCCCUUGACAUAAGCAAAAUCCAGUACAACAGAGAUGUUGGACAAUCUAUUUUGGAAUGCUACUCAAGGGUUCUAGAAAGCUUAGCAUUCACAGUGAUGUCGCGAAUUGAAGAUGUUCUAUAUGCAGACUCGGUUGCUCGAGAUCCAUCACACAAGGACUCCAACAGAAAACACACAUUGUUGUCUGAUUCAGACACAACAGGAACGGUGAAGAAACUGGACCCGAAAGAGGAGUUGGAGAAGUUGAAGGAAGCACCCACCUCAAUGACACUGUCCGAUUUCAUGGGUUGGCAUUUUGAUCCAGAUGCAGAAGCGGGAAAUAAGGAUUCAGGGAAUUUGAAUAACUUGGAAAAACUGAAGAAGCAUCCUACCAUUGGGGCAAAGAAAUUUUCCUAUAUAGAGAAGCUCGAGAUCUUGGGAGGCUUGAGAAGCCCGACAGCUCGCCAUUGAGGAUUUCUAACAGUAGAGGAGAUAUGAAAUUGGACACACACACACACACACACAGCUUCGAUUUAAUUGUAGAUAGUGCAGAAGAAUGUUAGAGCUUGAUAGAUUAAUUGUUAAUGAUUUGUCGACCCCUCUUGUCGAUGGGAAAGUGCUGGUUCUGUUUGACUUACUAGAUACUUCUUAUCUCAAAUGCCACAUACUUUGUAGUUGCUGAUCAUCUUUUUUUUUUUUUUGGCCUCUCCUUGUAGCUACUAAUCACAUUCUGACUUACACCAUCCCAAAUGAGAUUCUAGAUAACUAAUUUUUUUGACGCCCAUA
This is a messenger RNA of Elaeis guineensis (African oil palm), 3210 nucleotides long. Its product is annotated as rho guanine nucleotide exchange factor 8. The record is from RefSeq and is a predicted model, not a curated record. Lineage: Eukaryota; Viridiplantae; Streptophyta; Magnoliopsida; Arecales; Arecaceae. Gene Ontology annotation, molecular function: guanyl-nucleotide exchange factor activity.